This is a messenger RNA of Aspergillus nidulans FGSC A4, 2652 nucleotides long. Its product is annotated as Kha1p. Lineage: Eukaryota; Fungi; Ascomycota; Eurotiomycetes; Eurotiales; Aspergillaceae. The transcript has 4 exons. Gene Ontology annotation, molecular function: antiporter activity. Gene Ontology annotation, biological process: potassium ion transmembrane transport; monoatomic cation transport; transmembrane transport. Gene Ontology annotation, cellular component: membrane. The coding region runs from base 1 to 2652 and encodes 883 amino acids. The record is from RefSeq and is a predicted model, not a curated record.
AUGGCCGACAGCUCGACUGAGAAUCGUGCUCCGCCUCAAGGUGGUAUCCUUGAGGGCGGCGACCCGUCCCAGUAUGACAGCAAAAACCCAAUCGUCAUCUUUAUAAUCCAGGCCUUCAUAAUCAUAGUUCUCUGUCGCAUGCUCCAUUGGCCGCUGUCCAAGAUUCGCCAACCUCGCGUUAUCGCAGAAGUCAUAGCCGGUAUUAUACUUGGUCCUUCAGUAAUGGGCCGUGUUCCCAAUUUCACAGAUUCCAUUUUCCCGCCAGAAUCAAUUCCAAGUCUAAACCUGUUCGCAAAUGUUGGGUUGGUCUUGUUUCUCUUUCUCGUUGGUCUCGAGACCAACCUGCGCUUCCUUGUCAGUAACUGGCGGGUGGCUAGCAGUGUUUCAGCUGCGGGAAUGAUCCUGCCUUUUGGACUGGGAGCUGGUGUCUCUUAUGGUUUGUAUCACGAGUUUCAUGACGAAGAAGGUCUAAAGCCAAUUGAUUUUGGCACUUAUUUACUCUUCAUUGGUAUUGCCAUGGCCAUUACCGCAUUUCCGGUCUUGUGUCGUAUCCUUACCGAGUUGAAACUGCUCGGGACAAAUGUUGGUGUCAUCGUGCUGUCCGCCGGCGUUGGCAAUGAUGUCGUUGGCUGGAUUUUGCUCGCACUCUGCGUCGCCCUUGUCAAUGCAGGAAGUGGUCUCACAGCGCUGUGGGUGUUUCUCGUCUGCGUUGGCUACGUCACAUUUCUGGUCGUGAUUUUCCGCCCAUUGUUCCUACGCUUCCUCAACUAUACUGGAAGCUUGCAGAAAGGUCCCAGCCAGUCAGUGGUCACGAUUACCAUUCUAAUCGCCUUGGCGUCGUCCUUCUUCACCCAGGUAAUAGGAGUACAUGCCAUUUUUGGUGGUUUCCUUAUCGGCUUGCUCUGCCCUCACGAAGGAGGCUUCGCUAUUAAGUUGACGGAGAAGAUCGAAGACCUGGUAACGGCGCUUUUCCUGCCAUUGUACUUUACGCUUUCCGGCCUGCAAACAGACUUGGGGCUGCUGGACACGGGAAUCGUAUGGGGCUAUGUUGUUGCCGUUAUUUCAAUCGCGUUCCUUGCUAAGGUUGCCGGAGGGGCGCUUGCGUCAAGAGCUUGCGGCCUUCUCUGGCGGGAGAGCUUCGCGAUUGGGACGUUGAUGAGUUGCAAAGGCUUAGUAGAACUUAUUGUCCUGAAUAUUGGGCUACAAGCAGAAAUCUUGAGUCAUCGAACCUUCACCAUAUUUGUGGUUAUGGCACUCGUGACGACAUUUGCGACUACUCCAUUGACCACAUAUAUAUACCCCAAAUGGUACCAGGACAAAGUCGAUCGGUGGCGCCGCGGCGAAAUCGACUGGGAUGGAACCCCAAUCCAACCAAGCGAUAAUAACAGCAUUGCCGCCGCCACCAAAGAGCAACUUCAGUCUCGCCAAGUUCGGAGGCUUUUGGCCUAUCUGCGUCUCGACGGACUUUCUAGUAUUUGCACACUUGCAGCACUCCUCAGUCCAAACCGACCUCCAACUCCAAAGGUCCAUCCUGAGAAAGCCCAGAGUACAAAAGCGCCGGAAGCUGCAGCUGAGGAGUCUGGAGCUGACAUUCAGCCUGAUUCAUCACUCCAAGUGCAUGGAAUACGUUUAAUGGAGCUAACAGAUCGAGACUCUAGUGUGAUGAAAGUGUCCGAGGUCGACGAACAUUCCUUGUGGGAUCCGGUUAUUAAUACCUUCCGCGCAUUCGGCCAAUGGCACGACAUCUCAAUUAUGGCUGGUGUGUCGGUGGUGCCCGAGCACUCAUACGCAGAUACUGUGCUUGGAAUGGCGCGCGAGGGCACCACUGAUCUCCUUCUCAUCCCCUGGAGCGAGACCGGUGCUUUAAGUGAGCACCAAGGCGGGUUAGACGUGGAUGAGAGAAAUCGGUUUGCCAACGGGCCCUAUACUGCUUUCGUGUCUAGCAUACUAAACGAAAGUUCCUGCAACGUUGGCGUUCUCGUCGAGCGCAGCAUGUACACUCGCAAUGCCAAAGCCCGCCCCGAUUUGCAAAGAACCCUAAGCGCUAGAAGCGUUGGAAGUGCAAUGUGGGUUAGCCCUGCAGCUACCCGCUCUCAUCACAUUGUCCUGCCUUUUUUCGGAGGGUACGACGACCGAUAUGCGCUUCAGUUUGUCCUUCAGCUAGCGCAAAAUGACCAGGUAACAGCUACAAUCAUCCAUAUAGAACUCCCUGUCCCGACCAAUCAGACAAGCAAAGUUAUUGCCCAGCCUAAACAGCACGAAUCUCGCUCGGAUACUCAAUUCGAUAGCUUCAACCCAGAGUCAGACCUUGUCUUCUUUGCAACCCUCCGCGAUUCCCUACCAGAUGCAUUAUCCUCACGUGUGGUUUUCAAGAGUGUCAACCCGAAGGACAAGGCUGCCGCUGUCCAGAUUGCAAUCGACGCCGUUAAAGACGAAAUGGCCCAGUCGGCCUCGAAACCGGGGAACGUCACCGUAGUCGGACGACGCAACAACUACGUGGAUCAGACACUAGACAUCGAUCCAGCGUCAUCUGAUGAAGUUAGUCCUGAGGCACGUUGGGUACUAGGAGCAGUUGCUGAGGCAAUGGUGCGCACCGAAAACAGAACUGUCGGCAACGUACUCGUUCUACACGCCGCUUCCAGACAUAACUAG